GCAGCAGCGGGGGGACGAGGCUGGAAGACGGGCCAUUGUUCUCCGCGGCUGUAAUGCUCGUUCGGGCCGGGCUGCUUUGUGGUGCGAAAGCAGGGGAGGCUGCGUUUUCUCUCUCUUCCCCCGGGGUCUCACGGGGAGAGCCAGCGGGCUCGGAGCAGCACUUUAGCCGACUUGCUAGCUAACGUCAAGUUGUGAGGAAAAAGUGGACGCGACGCCGGUGGAGGGAAGCUUUAGCCGCCUGGACAGACCUAUGCGACGGAUAUAGCAGGUAAGUGAUGGAGACGAGAGAGUUGAGCGUGGUGGCUGGCAGCUUCGUGGGAUUCCAGCUUCUCUUCUCGGUGGCCAGCCCGCAGCUCUCCUCCGCCAUCACGCCGGGUUAUGGACAGCUGCCUGUCGGGAAGCUCACUGAGUGGAACUCCAGGUUGGUGUCCACCGUGCACGCCUUGAUUGUGGGCUUGUUCUGUUUGUACAUCCUGUGGUUCGACGAUGCGGUCAACGCCAACCCUGUCUGGGGCGACCCCACUCUCGUCAAGCUAAAUGUAGCCAUAACCUGUGGUUACCUCCUUUACGACCUCGUGCUGCUAGCAUGUAACUGGAGCACUAUGGGGGACAGCUUUUUCGUCUGCCACCACUUGGCGGCGCUCUACGCCUACGGAUAUGUGUUGACACGUGGCGUGCUUCCCUACUUUGCCAAUUUUCGUCUCAUUUCAGAGUUGUCCACGCCGUUUGUGAACCAAAGGUGGUUCUUUGAGGCAUUAAAGUACCCCCGCUCACACCGGCUGGUGGUGUUAAACGGCGUGGCCAUGUCGGUGGUGUUCUUCCUGGUGCGCAUUGCCGUCAUGCCGUCCUACUGGGCCAGUGUGUUCGCCACUUUCGGCACGCCGGAGUUCGACCGGCUGGGUCUGGGCGCUCAGGUGGCCUGGAUCACCUCCUGCAUCGCCCUGGAUAUCUUGAACACUAUCUGGAUGUAUAAGAUCACCCGCGGCUGCUACAAAGUCCUGACGGGGAGAGGAGGGCGGAAGGCGAAGGAGGGAGCGGCGGCGGCGGCGGCGUCUCCCUCGGACAAGAAGCACGUCAACAACCACACAGACUGAAGAGAUUAAGAGCAAAAAGGAUAUGUAGACGUGAGCAGGGAGGGAGGCUGGACGCCCAGGAACCUCACAGCCUCUCUCUUCUGCGUCCCCUCCCACCCCCCUCCUCACCCACCCACCCUCAGUCUCAGCCCUUGAUCUCCUUGAAGUCGGCUAGCGGACCGGGCUAAGAGUCCUCAGGUUCUGACCGCGACACGGGACAAGGAGACUGCUCUUUGACUCAAAUCAAGCACCAGCGCUCGCAGUGUUUUUCACUGACAGAUUAGCAUCCUGCUGGGCGAUAGCUUUUCGGUCGCAGACGACAAGGUACAGCUCACAAGCACACUUUUACCACCAUCUGUUCUACUCGCCUCUCCUGUCACCGCCACCACCACCGCUCCUCUGUCGUCUCCUCUUAACACUCGACUUCAGCCAAAGCCCAAUCCUCUGAAGUGCCUGUGGAAAACAGGAAAGCAAUAACAGUGGAGGAUCACUAACAGAGUUUAGCCCCUUCAGAAGAUCUCACUCACUCACCCCCUAAACAACUUCUUCUUCUCAUUCUGCACCCACACCGGAGGAGACGUGGCCUACGGAGGGAAGGACUCUGGCGUCAGAUCCAUACGGUGUUUGUGAAUCUAUAGGGCUCUUGUCUUAAACUCAUCAAAACCUCACGAAAAAAGAGACAGAAAAACACCAUAAUGCCUCUUCUACAGUAUCACCUGCUGUGGCCUCCUUGUAACAAGUGGCGCCUACCUAUAUCACCAGCCAUGCCCCUCCAAGCUCCUGACGAUUUGGAUUUUAUAUUUAGAACACUAAGAAUUAUGCAUGCAGGGGAGAGAAAGACGCCCUCUCCGACAUCCUUCAGCUUCUCGCAGGACGGUUUGUCAGUAUUCAUCGUGGUGGCAUCGCUGUGCUUUUUUUUGUCAGUUACACUCGUCUUUAGUGAAUCCAUGGCAAACCUCUGCCUCACUGGGUAGGGCUCCGCUAUCCAACUUGAACGUUUUUGUUCUACCUCUCCCUCUGCCUUACAAAAGACUGUGUCAGUCGAUUCCUCAUGAGUUAAUCAGCUGUGUUGUUGUUUAUUCUUUUUCACUUUCUGCUUCAAAAACAUGAUCUGUUGUGAUAUCACUGGCUCGGAGGGACUUCUUCUUCCCCUCCCCGUCCCUUCCUCUUCCCUCUUAACCGUCUUCGGAGCUUAUUCCAACAGAGCAGCAUCACUUUAGUGCAUCGACACCCCCAGAGGCUUCUUCCAUGUAUCUCCUCUGUUCUCAGAGAACCUAGCAGAGGAAGGGGAAAAGUUCACACGCACAUGUUUUAUUCUCAAGUUUUCACGUGCACAGGUAGCGUGCAAUCAACACACUGUAUUUGGUGCCCUUUUAAAACGCCAACAUGGUGCUCGUCGUCCUUUUGCAGAAUGUCAGCAACGGGAAUGCUAGCAAUAUACCGUUUUUUUUUUUUCUCUCUCUCUCUCUCCGUCGAGUAAUUCACUCGGACGUACCCGACGUGUGAUCGAACGCAACGUGGCAAUCUGCAUGUGUGUGUUUUCUUUUUCUGUAUAAACUGUAAAAUCAUCACUGUAGAGCAUGGUAACAUAUUUCUGUGAUGCCUUAGUGACUAGUCGAGAUAGAUGAACGACAUCUAAAUAUUAACUGCAUUAAUCAAAAAUGCUUACAAAAGGGGGGGUUUGUCUUCCAAAAUGUUUCUUCCUCUCAGAGCAUACUCAAAAAGCAUGUACGUAUAGAAGUUUUGGAUUAUUUCUCCUCCUCCUCCUCCUCCCUGCAUGUCUGUACAGUAUAUACGCAUACAGCAGCGUCUGCAGGCUGUAUGUCCAACUCACUAAAUGUUACCGCAUUCUCUGUACGCCGGUCGGCUCGACUUACUUUUUACAGGUUCAUUAACAGUCUGCCGUCAGCGGACUCUAAUAGCUGAUGUCGUGACAGACAGAAACACAGGCGGCGUUUCAGGUUUGGGUUUUUAUUUUGUUUUGCCUCACGUGUAGAAAUAGACGAUCUGAAAUGAAACCUACAAAGGAUAAGUUUGUACUCUGCUGUUUACUCGUGUUUUCGAUGGAGAGCGCUCCACCAUUUUAGCGCCGCCGGACGGUUUAUUAAUUAUUAACCGGAAAAAUCUAUGUUUCAGGAUUUGCAUGUCUGAAGCGGAUCGGCGCCAACCCCCACAACGAGUCAUCAGGAAGUCUCGUCAUGACUUUACAAAAAUUUCUCUGGAGUGGAAGUCCUGGUGGUUCCCAAAAAUGGGGGUCGGGGACCCCCUUGGAGGUCAUCAGACGCUGAGUCGGGGCCACAAACAAAUUUAGAAAGGGUGUGUUUUGGCCAUGAGACGAAACAGUAGUUAUGGUUGAACAUUUGAUCAAUUUUGAAACGCUGCACCUUAAACGUUUUCCGUCUGACCCGGUGUUUAAACUGUCAGUUCUUUCUACAAACUCCUGGCGUCAUCCUUGUGUGACCUACUCGUGAUGGUAUCUCAUGAGGUAAUUCUCCAUCACGGGGUUUUAAAGCUGCAAAGCAGAACCGAACCGAAGCUUCACUUUAAAAUAAUAUAAAUCAAAGUGACGCCUACAUUACCCAGCAUGCAACUUGACCAUUGAGCUUGUUGCUAGCCUCGAGGUUCGACAUCCAUUUUUUUGUUCUUCCUUCUCUACCUACACAACCAGACUUUGAUGCGCUAAACUGGUGGAGUCCUCGUUUUUUUUUUGAGAACGCGUGGAUCGGUGUCGUCACUGUGGAAAUCUAAAGCACACACACUCCCUGUGGAGCCGUAAAUCUCUGUGAUCUCCCCGUGUUUCUGUCUGUCACCACAAAGGAGGGGCUACAGUAUCUUGUGCCUUUUUUACACAAAAUCGGUGGAUGUGAUGCAGUCAAGAUUUGGAUUCGCAUGAACUUUCUAAUGUAAUAUCAAUAGGUGAUUAUCUUCCUCUGUAUUCCUCGCGUAUACUCUUGUGUAUAUAUUUUUAUAACCUGCCUGCACAACGAUUAAUCCGGCCAAGUAUUAUAAUCCAAAGCUGAUCCCUCCUGGGGAGCCUGUUUUGUGUUUCGAUUUUUUUUUUUUUUUUCUCGUGCUCUCCCGAGUCGAGGGGGUAUGUCUCUGAAUGUUGCGAUAGGUUAUUUUAGUGGCAUUAAGAUGAUCUCACGUUUGUCCGAGGCGACGCGAAUGGAAACUAUAUUUUUUUUUCUUCGACGUAAAACUCUAUAAGCUAUACAGGUAGUCGACGGGAAGGCUGACAUCUCAUUUCUCUGGCCUCCUAAACUCAAAGCUGUGAAAUAUUCAGUCGGGGAAACUCCGGAGCGUGGGAGACUUUUACUGAGACUCGGCCGACUGUGCUCUCUGGAUGUCUUUUUGAGUUUAGACUGAGACCUGACCCCGUUGUCGGCGUCGGGUCUCGCGCACAAAGUAGAAAGUUAACACAUCUAAGAAGUACGUCGCCCGGUUUGUCCGCGGACUGAGUUUUUGUACUCGUCAGGGUUUUCUACAGAGUCUAUAUAUCUGCGCUCCAUCUCACACCCUGUUUGGAAACAGUUCGAUUCGGCUGCUGUCGUACGGCCACGAUCUCUGUACUAAGUAUUGUAUCAGGUUAGAACUACCAAAUGGCCUCUGUGUCUUUGGGGGAGGCCUGUUCAUUAUAUUCUACGAUAUUUAAAUAUAUAUAUCAAAAAAAAAAAAGAAGGUAUAUAUGAGUCACCUUAAGAUCCUUCCCUGUGAUCAAAGUAUUGACCUCGUAUCGGUACAAUAAAAGCAAAGCUGCACCUGAAUCUGGUAUUUAAACGGUGGUUACACACGGUACGGUCAUUUUUAUUUUGCCCCAUUUUUUUGUUUUUCUUAAGUCUCUGAUUUUCAAAUUUGAUCGUGUGUGUACAAUGAAAUAUAAUCAACUGAAUCUCAAGGAUGACAGCGUUUGUAUACUGUUUAAAAAAAA
Molecule: messenger RNA, 5001 nt
Organism: Stegastes partitus (bicolor damselfish)
Lineage: Eukaryota; Metazoa; Chordata; Actinopteri; Pomacentridae
Product: transmembrane protein 56-B-like
Exons: 7
Coding region: 276-1094 (272 amino acids)
Biological process (GO): lipid homeostasis
Cellular component (GO): endoplasmic reticulum; membrane
Source: RefSeq, a predicted model, not a curated record